AUGUCAGGCUCCCUAUUCACGCAAACCCACGUCCUCCCGGCUCAAACAGUCGACGGUCAUGAUAUCAAGGUAGUUGUGGCAAGGUAUUCCAAGCUCGCAGAGCCACCUGCACAUGGUCGGAUCCUUAUCCUCAUCCACGCUGUCAGUGCUCACAAGGAGCACUGGCUACCCAUAUUGAAUCGACUCUUCGCACAAGAUGAUCUCAAUAUUUCCGAAGCAUGGUCAUUUGACGCACCGAAUCAUGGUGGUUCAUUGGCGUAUAACAAAUACCUGAUAGAUAAACCGGAUGUCUUGAACGAUCUGUCGGCCUACGGGCAAUGCCUCUUGGCGCUCCUGCGGUCUGGGUUAAUCAACCUUAAUGGACGGGAGCUCAUCCCUAUUGGUCAUUCUGCGGGAACGAAUGCCCUAGUUCGUUGUGCAAUGGCUUAUAUCCGCGCUGGUGAACCAAUUCCGUACAAGACCGCCAUCUUGAUCGAAUCGGUCUUCCUGUCUGAGGAACUUGGGGCCAAAAUUGUCGGUCGAUAUAAACCAGCCGUGAAAGCGCGCAAAUGGCGAUGGGGCUCACGUCAAGAAGCUGAACAGUUCAUAAAUAAUACCCAACCUUGGAAGAAAUGGCACAAGGAGAUCCGGGAUAUUUACGUCGAAUAUGGCAUGAAUCAUACAGUCGCUGGUUCUGAACUCAAAUGCCCUUCUCGUGUCGAAGCGGCUUGUUACCCAAACGCUUCCGUUCAAGCAGAAGCUCUGAAGAACAUGCCUACCUUCUGUGAGAACAUCAAAGCACAUCUCAUCUUAGGCACGAAGAAUGAUUUCGUUCCGAAAGAAAUCCGAGAUCCUUUUGUAACCUUCGCAGAAAGUCACAUGCGAUCUAUACGAUAUGUCGAAGGCGCAGGGCACAUGGUGGUUCAAGAAGACCCUGUCGGAUGUGCCAAGGCAAUUUCCGACGUUUUACGUUCGUUGUCUACAAGUUCAUAUCCGCCCGUUCAAGUUGCUGAAGCCAAGUUAUGAUCGUGAUGGGGCGCAUCUUGCUUUCCGAAUACUUUGGAAGACGUUGUGUAGAAUAUUGAUAUUUACUUGUGAAGGUUAUCUUUGUGUCUUUUCUGUUAGGUUAGUACAGAUUAUAUGACGGGACGAUUUGUCAUAGAGCAAUUCACAGAAUAGAAUGAGUUUAGCUGAUCGUACUAGUCC
This is a messenger RNA of Somion occarium, 1185 nucleotides long. Lineage: Eukaryota; Fungi; Basidiomycota; Agaricomycetes; Polyporales; Cerrenaceae. The record is from the annotation of a GenBank genome assembly.